Messenger RNA from Chara braunii, 2791 nucleotides. Lineage: Eukaryota; Viridiplantae; Streptophyta; Charophyceae; Charales; Characeae. The record is from the annotation of a GenBank genome assembly.
ACGAGGCAGCAGCAAGGGCUGCCGAUGAAGAAAGGAACGAACGUUGUGAGAAGAUAUUUAGUGGAGAGCAGACCUUGCUCACAAUGGCAACGACAUGGCGGACCGAGGCCGAGAAUAGCAAGUUGGAGGACUGCGAAAACAAGAUCGCUCUCCUCCUCUCGCAUCUCACAGACCUCCUGGCUACAUGCAUUACACAGCAGGAGGAUAUCCAUAGCCUCGACGACUCGCUAGCUCAAGUCCAAGACCGCCUUCAGCAGCUGGAGCAGCGACCAGUCGCCGCCGCCGAUGCAAGCUCUUCCAAUACCUCCGAUCGCCUCGACGCAUUGGAGAUGGACGUCGGCUCCCUCAAGGAUGGCGUGCAUCCGGAACUGCGCGAGACGGCUCCAAAGUUCGACGGGCAGGAAAUCUUCUGCGACUUGACAAAGACAGAUCCGAUUCCAUGGUUCUGCAAGUUCGAGCUCACGCUGCAGCUACACAACGUCAAAGAACACAAGCACCACGCAUACUUGUACUCUCGCUCAGGGGGCGCGUGCCAGGCUUGGUUGGACAACCUCUUGUCCAAGUACGGAGUGGUAACUGCCGACUUGCACACCAAGGUCAGUUGGGAUGAUCUGAAGGCGGCGUGGCACAAGCGGUUCCAGGUUGAGCCGCCGGAGAUCAAGGCUUUGGACAAGCUCAUGGUCUUCGAGCAAGGCACGCUGCCAAGUACCAACUGGAUCGCCGAGUACCAACGCUUGACGUCAGUCCUCGACAUCCAGAUGGGCUUCAAGGCCAUCCACCAUUACUUCAUUUCAAGGUCCUAUCCGACACUAAGCAAUGCCCUGACUCACGUCGAGGACACCUUAACGAAGACGGCGAAACUUUUUGACAAGGCCGCGUAUAUCAUCAUUACGAACAAGGAGGCUAAGAACCUUCGUUCGUCUGCGUCAGGCCCGAGCAGGGACCAGCAUCGGCCAAGAGUGGUCGUGGUCGCAGAGGCAACGCCAUUUGACCAAACCAGCGAGGUUGUGUCUGCCAGCGAAGGGGACAGACUCACAGCCGCCCGGGAAGACACUGGUCUGCCCAUUGAAAGGCAAGGGCAAAGAGGGAAACGGAGCACCGCCGAGAGUGACUCGACAACACUCUCAACGCCUCCGGAACCGGUUUCUUUGCGAGUAACCGGCCUUCAAUCUGAGGCGCACGCGGAAGUUGAUAGUCCUCCUCUUCUACUUUCUUUUGAGGACUAUGCUGCCCCGCUCGUUCCUACGCUGGGUACUCAAGCUCAAGGACAAGAAGUGUGUGCGGUUUCUUCUCCGUCCGGCAACGGUGACAAAUCGUCUUCAAGCGGUUCUUCACGGGAUUCGGCACGCGAGUUCAACAUAGAGGUAUUGGACCCGCUCAUGUCCGAGGACUUUGCAUGGCUUCCUCUCCCGACCACAGGCCGCUUGUCGGGACCGCAAUGCGCAGCACUAUGCGCUCAUCUCCACACUUACUUAUCCUUCUAUGCACCACCAACUUCGUCGACGGAUGACGAAGUCGUGGUGGGGGACAUCCUUGCGUAUACUACCAAGGUGGCCCGCGAGUUUCGCACGCAGCGGUACGAUGACAACAACGCACCGCUCAUGUAUGUCUGCAUCCUGGUUGGGCAAGCAUCCUGCAACGCUUUGCUGGAUAGCGGCGCGUCUCGCAAUUUCAUGAGCCAAUCCUUUAUGCAAAGGGCUGGCCUUGACACACAAGUUCAGAGGAAGGCAAACCCGACGACGAUCAAGUUGGCAGAUGGGAAAACGCAGCAACUUAUCGACCGUUACAUCGAGGCCGUACCGGUCUAUUUCGCACCUCAUGCAUGCGAAUCGGUGACAUUCGAUAUUCUCGACACGGACUUCGACAUCAUUCUGGGAAUGCCUUGGCUUGCAAGUGCGGAUCACACGGUCAACUUCCAUCGGCGGACUCUUAGCAUUCGCGACGCCUUCGGCGCGGAAGUGGCACGAGUUCGCCGACAUUUCGAGUCACCUACCGGUGUGGUGGCGGAUCGGUUGAUCUCUCACGAGAUCAUUCUUGAGGUCGGUGUCGUGCCGCCGAAAGGUUGCAUCUAUCGCAUGAGUGAGGAGGAGCUUGAGGUCCUCCGUGCACAACUCGACGAUUUGUUAGCCAAGGGCUGGAUCCGCCCUAGUAGCUCCCCAUAUGGAGCACCUGUUCUCUUCGUCCAAAAGAAGAAUACGGAUCUGCGACUGUAUAUCGACUACCACAAGCUCAACGCACAAACCGUCAAAAAUGUGGGGCCUCUUCCUCGCAUCGACGAUCUUCUUGAGCAACUGGGCUGCGCGAAGUAUUUUUCUAAGUUGGAUUUGAAAUCGGGAUAUCAUCAAAUCUCGAUCCGGCCGAACGAUCGCUACAAGUCCGCGUUCAAGACGCGGUACGGGCAUUUUGAGUGGGUGGUCAUGCCUUUUGGCCUCACCAACGCCCCGACGACCUUUCAAGCGGCAAUGACCAAUGAGUUUCGUGCAAUGUUGGACCGGUUCGUGCUGGUCUACUUAGACGAUAUUCUCGUCUAUAGCCGGUCAUUGGAGGAUCAUCUUGGGCAUCUUCGACGAGUGUUGGAGACGCUCCGCCGCGCCAAGUACAAGGCCAACCACGACAAGUGCGAAUUUGUCCGGCAAGAGCUGGAAUACUUGGGCCAUUUUGUCACACCGGAGGGCAUCAGUCCGCUAUCGGACAAGAUUCAAGUCAUCCAAUAGUGGCCGGAGCCUCGGAACGUCACAGAUGUUCGCUCGUUUCUUGGUCUUGCCAGCUACUCUCAGCGUUUCAUUAAAGG